AUGACUAUGGUUAAUAUUCAAUGCACGUUCUAUAUACUAUACAUAUUGGUGAUACAUAGCGGCACUACAGCGGAUAAUAUAAGUGCCAAUUAUAGUCUAUCUACAUCACAUUACAAUGAACCAGUUGGUCCAUAUUGCCAGAAACUUCAUAACCAUUUUCGACCAGAUCCACUCAACGUGUUAUUUGACGCUAAGAACCGCAAAGUAGAUGUACUGUGGGGUGCGCGCGCGCCGGUGCGCGUGGCCGCGGCCCUCGUGGUCGCCGUGCUGAGACACGUGCACGGGUACCAGCUGGUGCAACUGCGGCCAGGUCCGCACCGACUCUGUCAUCUCAUCAGCGGGAAUCAGAAGUUAAAGGAUAUCAGUACUGAUCGGACCGCCCUAGAAACAAUGUAUAUUCACAUGGGAGCAGAAUGGUCAGGUGAAAAAGAAGUGUGUGAUUCAACGUGCACUGUUGACGAAAUGUGCAACAUGGCCGGGCCACGGCUAAAACCGUACGGGGCGGCUACUGCAGCCACGGCACGCCUCUACACACGUCUUUCGACCAAUGUCCAUCACCAGCGCAAUUGCAGUCAAUACCAUACUUGGUCGUUUUACAAAGACCAAAUCGCACUUCGAACAUGUGGAUUCGCUUCAAAUGUCACAUGGAGCUGCCCGCAGAACGAGACGUGUAUUCGAGUGAUGGACGUGACGCUGAGUGGUACGUCCGCAGUGGUGGAGGAAUUGGAGACGCGAGCCAAUGCCACAGGCGUGAGGCUACAAGUAGUACCCACCGAUCGCGCCACCCUUCACCGCGUUUUAAAUGACAACACUACAUCUGUCAUCUUUAUAGACUACGAACUAUGGUCUGUGAAUAGCGUUGGUGUGCGGGCACUCCAGCCCCCACCCUGUGUUGCAGACACAGACUGCAACGAUGCCCUCGACAGCACUAUUGCAAUACAACUCAGUGACCUUGAAAACUUUCGACUCUAUGCUCCACUCAUUGACCACACGAUAAGGAAGUUGAAACCCAACGCCAACCAGCUUCGUCAGCUCUUAGAUUUGGAAGGGAAAAUUAACAACAGUGUCGAGGCGUCGUGUGCGUGGCUUCUUAAUAAUAUGGAACAAAUCAAAGAAUGGGCAAUCGUUGCUAAGGACAUACGAAUACCUAUAAUAACGAAGUUAAUAUGCAAGGACGACCCAGACUUUGAAGAAUAUGCUCUUAUUGGAAACUUGGUUAAAAUAGAAAUAGCAACUACGGAGACAAAUAUACCCAACAUAACUUGGUAUCAAGAUUCGAUAAAUUGCAAUGACACGAAUUCUGUCGCCCAUGAGAUAGAAGAAAGAUCACGGCACCCCAGUUACCUCUUUUUGGCAGGCGUGGCAGCUAUGGGCGGCGCGGGCGCCUCAGCGAGCGAGAUCGGAGCGGAAAAUGCGCGUCAUUUUCGAACGCAGCUCGCGCUGUUCGGUGUGCCUUCGGCUGCUACGCGUCUUGCUCCCGCCACCACCGCCGUCACGGGCCGCCAAGACGGCCUCGCUCUCGCUAUACGACGUUUCCUGUCCUUGCAUGGCUGGAAGCGGAUCGCUAUAAUUUCGGAGAAAACUGAACUAGCGAGAGACUUCUCCACUGCCCUGCUCGCCGACAGAGCACUUGUUUACAAGGAAGAGAAAUUGGACGUGGCAGACCCUUCGAAUGUUCGAAGUGCUCUGGAAAAGUUGAUUGUGGUCAAUGCGCGGGUGUUCGUCGUUAACGCAGGAGCGCGUACAGCCGGCUUGAUAGCGUGUGCGGCGCACUCUCUUAAAAUUACGGACGCAAAUUACGCAUGGAUCUUCCGCGAGUGGCACCCGAUCCACUGCGUUGAAGCUGAAAAUAUGCGCGUGUUCAGUUUGUCGUACGCAUGGCGCGGCCGCGCAGGUCUCACCCCGCAGCAGAACGAAACUAAGAUCUUGGGCGAGAAACGAGCUUGGCUUCGCGAGUUCUUAGACGAGGUGUGGAAAGAUCGCGCCUGGCCUCUUUACGCGUCCGCCUUCGCCGACUCCUUGCUAGUGUUGGUGCACACUCUAUCAAUCGCGCUAAAACAUAACCCAUCGUUGCUUUACAACCUACACGACGCGUACGCCCCAAGCAACAUUUCGGAGUGGGCAGCGCGGGCCGACGACCUGUGGGGCGUGGCGCAGCGGCCGCGGCCGGGCGCGGAGCCGCGGCGCGCCAUGGUCUUCGUGGAGGAGUGGCGGCCGCCGGCGCGGACGCGCGCGCGCCUGCUGGCCGCCUGGGCCGUGCCGGCCGGCGCCAACGACCCGCGCGACAUCGAGGACGUCGAACCUCUGGCGCAG
This is a messenger RNA of Hyposmocoma kahamanoa, 2313 nucleotides long. RefSeq lists its product as uncharacterized. The transcript is spliced from 5 exons. NCBI's taxonomy places the organism in Eukaryota, Metazoa, Arthropoda, Insecta, Lepidoptera, Cosmopterigidae. The annotation marks the transcript as partial. The record is from RefSeq and is a predicted model, not a curated record.